Paramecium primaurelia is the source of this 569-nucleotide messenger RNA. NCBI's taxonomy places the organism in Eukaryota, Ciliophora, Oligohymenophorea, Peniculida, Parameciidae. The record is from the annotation of a GenBank genome assembly.
AUGCAAUAAACAUAAUAAAGAAAUUUUAUGCUGAAUGUUAAUCAUACUGAACCUAAAUUUGGUCGAUUGGCAUGUGUAGAAUGUAUUGAAGAAAAUCCUUUUCAAUAUAUUAGUUUAAAAGAAGCAAAUAAUAUGUGGAAUACUUUUAUAGGAUAAUCAGAAGAUUUAAUUUCAGAAGAGAAAAAACAUUUAAAAUGGUUAUAGAAGAAAUUAAAUAACUAAAAGAUAAUUAUAAUAAUUCAUCAGAAAUGUUGUCUUCAAAAGAUGAAUAGCUAAUUAAAAAUAAUAAAGAGUUUUUAGACUUCCUUAAAUUAGAAAAUAAAUACAUUUUUAUUUAGAUGAAAAAUCAAUUGAGAAAAUGAUUGAUUUAUUAAGUUAAUAAGAUAAAAAUAUUCUAUAGUAAUAUAAGAAGCAAGAUAGACUUGAUAAAUUAUUUUAUCAAAAUGUCAAAUCCAAAUUAGAAACCCUUAUCAAGCAUGAUUUACUUUGCAAGUAAUAAUUGAUGAAAAUUUUAUAAGAUUAAUAAGGUAAACUUAAUUGAUUUAAUUUUAGAUAAUUCAGACCUAUGA